GAAAGGAAGGAGGAGGAUGAGAAGGAAAAUAAAGACACAGUAAUGCAGAGAGAGGAGGACGUGUUUCUAUUGAAGCUGCUGCAAGACGGAACGCUAUCAGGGUGAAGCAGCUGCUACACACACACACACACACUCACACACACACACUCACACACACACACUCACACACACACUCACACACACUCACACACACACACUCUGAGCGUUGGACAUGAGGCCGUCUGGGGAGGAGGACUCGGUGAAGUGACCUCUGGGUACAAGCGGCUCUUCAUCCAGUCGGGAUGUCGGUGAAGCUGCGAUUCGACUCUCCAUCUGACGGACGGCUGGUCCACAGGAGCCGCUCCUUCACUGGGGUCAGCUCUCUGACUGGACGACAGCGGCCGUGUGUUCGUAACUCUCUCCACUUCAAAGCCACGACGGGAGGUAAAUCUCCCAGAAUGCACCUGUCUGCUGGUACAGGGGUCGGGGCUAUUUGGUCCCUGCAGCCGGAGCAGGUGGACCGGGUCUUCAAAGCGCUACGCAAAGGACUCAAAGAACAUCUGGAGGGUCACCAGGCUGAGAUGGACUUCCUGUCCUCACAGCAGAGGACAACCAGGAGGAACUCCAGACUGGCCUUUCUAUAUGAUCUAGAGAAGGAGAUCAGAACCAAGGAGAGAUACAUAAGGAGACUUGAGUUUCAGAUCAGUAAGGUGGAAGAGCUAUACGAGACCUAUUGGGUCCAAUGGAGACUCUAUGAGGGGGCGGGGAACAUGAAGAGGGCCUUCAGCCGGUCUCCGUCCUCCAGAGCCUCCAGGGACAGCCUGCUGGAGCUCAGCCGGAGCCAGCGCCUCAGUGUGCAGGAGAUGUCAGUGAUGGAGGAAGAGUCAGAGAUCCUCCUGGGAGAGCUGCGCAUCAAGAUGAAGGGUCUGAUCGGCUUCGCUCGGCUUUGCCCCGGAGACCAGUACGAGGUGGCGGUGCGCCUGGGCCAACGGCGCUGGAGGAUCCGAGGGAGGAUCCAGUCUGACAACACGCAGGCCUGGGACGAGGAGGAGGUGGUCUUCCUCCCCCACAUACGCCACAACUUUGAGAUCAAGGUGACGGAGGCGAAGGGUUUGGGUUGGCUGCUGGUCGGCAUGGUAACGUGUGCCAGCACAGAAUUCUUUGUGGCGAGGCCGCAGCUGAUGAUGGUGGACGUGACGGAGCUGGGAACCAUCAAGCUGCAGCUGGAGGUCACCUGGAAUCCUUUUGACUCUGAGAAGAUGAAGCCUUUGGUGGUCAGCAGGAAGAUUUCGCUUCACAGCUGGACGGCACCGAGUACGCCGUCCUUAAACCGAGAGUACUUCAUAUCGAUGAUGAAGGAGCUGCAGGAAGGACAUGGUUCUCUCCCAUCUCUGGUGAACAAAUGUCGACCAAUGAGAGGAGGGGUGUCUCUGAUCAGAUACCUAUCCCACCCGGACCCCCGAGCUCAGAGCGCCUACAGUCUCAGCUUCCCCUCCAGCCACAGUGUGGGAGGGAGCCAGAACCAGCUUUCCCUCCUGGAUGUCUCGGAGGAGGGGGAGGAGAAGGAGAGGAGGAAGAGGAGGGAGAAGGGAGAGGAGGAGUGGGGGAAUGUGUUAGAUCCUCCCUCUGCGGCAGCAGAGAGUCAAACGGCUUCACAACAGAGGUCCAGCACUCCUGACCUCCUGAGGAAGACUCGAGACCAGGGACUUCCUUCGUGUGCGGGUAAACCCCCCCUGGAGAACUACAGAGAGAGUUUCCUGGACUCCCCAGGAGGUCAGGAGUGCUGUGAUCCCGCGCCCCAGCAACUCCCCACUCAGCCUGUGGCCGUAAGCCCCUCCUCUCCUGAGGUAAGCCCCUCCUCUCGCCGGGCCCAGGCCAUGCGGCUGGGAGCCCUGAUGGAGGAGCUAGAGAAGAUGUUGAGGGACCAGAGACGCUCUGAGAAGGAGCUUCUAUGUCUGGACCAUCAGGUCCUGCACCUGGCUACCAUCCUGAAGAACAACCUCUCUCUGCUGAGAGUCUCUGAGGAAGAGGAGGAGACGCUUGCAGUGGAAGAAGUCCUGGGCAGCUUUGACUUCUUGUCACAUGAUGAUGACACUUCCUGUUCGGGAAGCCUGAGAAUGAAGGACAGCAGUCUCCUCUCCAGUCCCAUGAGGAUACAAUCAGCUACUGAUGAAGACUCGGCCGUCGCCCCGCUAACUUCUGGGAAUUGGAGUCUGGACCAGGCUCUGGAGAUACAUCUGAAAACAUGUUGUGUCCUGCUACAGAUGCUAGCAGAGACAGACUUCAGCCCCUCCAGAAAGGAGCUGCUGCAGGAGGUGUCUCUGCAGGCCGAGGUCCUGCAGAAGAUCAGCUGCAUACUGCUGGAGGAGGACAGAGGGGUCUCUGCUGGGGACAUCCUCCCAAGGGAGGUGCUGGCCUUCUGGGAUGACUGCGUGACAGGGGUUGGCCCCUCCCCUUUCUGCUGCGACUCCGCCCGCUUCUGCCGGACGCUGAAGAAACGCUUCACCCACAAGGUGGAGGCCAAAGAGCCGGGCCAGUCAGACAAAGUGUUCUCCCACCUCCUGCAGGAGCUGCAGGCCUCCAGCCGCUUGGUGCCCAGCCCUCCUGCCUGCAGCCCUGAGGCAGUGACUCUGUUCCAGCUGUUUGUGUAUCUGAGGAGAUGGAACCUCCAGGAUCUAGGAGGUCACAUCUCACGUCUGUCCAGAGAAGAGUACAUCCUGUCUGCCCUGAGGAGCCCCAAAAAGAGGCGGGCUCUAAAUAAGCUAAGGGGAGGGAACUUCACAGUGCUCCUCCCACUGAGAUGCACGCUGCAGACUCUGGCGGCGUUGCAGCUCGACUUCAACCACAAAGUCUGCAAGGCCGCAGCCAGCUGUAUGUGCAGAGCCGCAGGCUGCAGGGCCUUCAGGAGCCAGGCCAUAGUUUACUACACGGCGAGUUUGAGGAACUCGGAUGUUCUGAUCCAACAUGGCUCCUGUCUGGCUCUUAAAUGCCUCAAGGCGACAGAGAGCGCCGACCUCAUAGCAGACUUGUGGAGAUCAGCUGAUGAAGAUCUUUGCUGCACCGCCAGAGAAACUGUCCUGUCCUUUGGUAAGAAGGGCUACCUGGCCUUCCAGAGGAUGGAUCAGAUGUACACAGAGAUGCUGGAGGAGGCCUACCAGAACCAGGAGACGGAGAGCACCUUUCUGUAGGACCUUGAAGAGGUCUUUCCUCUGAAGGACGUGCUGGGUGAAGGUACCAGGAGAAACCCUGUGGUACCUUCACAAGCUCAUGGCUGCUGUUUGAGCCCCGAAGCUUCACGCAGGGACCCGACACGUUACUUCAGAGGACGACUGACCCCAAAGCGCCAGUGACAAUUGAUUUUAUUAGAUUAACUAAUUAAUCCCACUGUUUGAAAUUCAUUAAUUAAAAUUAUUUUUCAUCUCAAGACUAAAUUUUAUAGGUAAUGAGUAAUCACUUUAGAAAGUGUGUAUUUUAGCCCUGUUAUUUAGUUGUAUUUUUUAAACACAAACUGCCCUCAUGUGAUCGUGUUGGAGGUGGAACACGUUGAACUUCCUGUCGUCCUCGUGCACUUUGCUCUCAACUCGCCAUCAUUUAACGUGUUCGCAACAUUCAGCAGGACGUUUUCAAACCACUGUCCUUUAGAGACACAGUGAUGGUCCUCUGGAGACUGUGUGCCGCGCAGGGUAACGUUAGAUGUUGGAAGUCGCCUAGCAGCUAGCUUAGCAUAACAGCUAGCUUAGCCUACAUCUAGCAACGUGAUCCAGGCGCUAUCAGUCCUAAAGUGGUCCGUUUGCACUCGUCCGCCUUCUGUUUGACACGUGGAGGAAUUCCUCUGCUCAGUUCUUCUGUUAGUUUUACUUCCAAUGCAAAACGCGUCUCCAUCUUCAGCGACCGUCUCGCUCUCUGCAUCUACCUGACUGCAGCACACGGCGGGGUCAGGGGUCAGGGGUCAACGCACACCGGAAGGAAACAAAGCUGCGUUUCCAAUAUUCUAUCGCAUUAAUCUCGGCCACAAUAAUCUCAGCGUUAAUUAAUUUUAUAGCCGCCGGACGUGUGAUGUGAACAUUCAACCGUCAGUGAUCAAUAACGCAGAUCGGAGGUCCAGGUUCAGGCGGAGAAACAUGGUGGAGCUGAUGAGAUUGGAGCUUUAGUUUGUCUCAGGCAGAACAUUUGGAUUGAAGAGAAAGAUCAAAUUGAAAUAUUACUUCAUAUACUCCAAAUCAGCUGGAAUCCAGUUAUGCUUAUUAAUUUAUAUGUAUAUUAUGAGCGUUUGUUUUGUCUCAAUGAUGCAUUCAUUUAAACCCUGAUAUAAAAUCAUAUCUUAACAAUUGUGUAUUUUAUUAUUGCCAGAAAGAGACGGUAAAGGUUUAAAAUAUAUUUUAGUGUUUGGCAAAUUUGAUUGCAUAUUAAGUUUAUUUCAUGAUUAUUAUUUUUAAAGUGCAUUGUUUAUUGGCUCUAAAUUCAGACACAUAAUGGGCCACAGGGGGGCAAUUAUUAUUGGCUUGGGAGGUCCAUCAUCACGUCUCUCAGCCAAUGAGAGCAUUUCGAAGUAACUUAACCCGGAGUCCCUGAGGCCGCUUUGGCAUCAUCAUGGUAAAAGGUGUAAUAACUGACUAGGAUUGGGACAAUUCCUUUACUGUAGAAUGAAAGAGGAACCAUUGACUGCUGUGAUGUGAAAUAUCAAUAUAUACAUUAGUGGUUAAGAAAUAAAUGUCCAUCUAUGUCAAACUCCA
Gasterosteus aculeatus aculeatus (three-spined stickleback) is the source of this 4712-nucleotide messenger RNA. NCBI's taxonomy places the organism in Eukaryota, Metazoa, Chordata, Actinopteri, Perciformes, Gasterosteidae. The record is from RefSeq and is a predicted model, not a curated record.